AUGGCCACGUGUACGAUCCCUGAUCCCGGCGCUAACGCCCAUGUUCUCACCGAGGGGACGUUGGAGACGGGGGAGGUGGCGUACUACGAGUGUGAGGAGGGGUACACAGUCAGCAAGGGCAGUCUGAUGUCGGCGUGUCUCCCAUCAGGCAAAAUGAGCAGCGACCCACCUGAAUGUGUCGAGAAAGGAAGUACUAUAAGGCCCAGCAACAACAACGACAUCCGACCUCGAGGCGGCACCUUCGGUUGCUACGUCUCCUUCACCGGCAACGACGACAUGUACAUGAUCGAUGCCCCCGGCAAGGUCAUUGCCUGGGAGUUCUACCUUACGUUCGCAGGAACAGCAGCCUUUCAAAUAUGGCGGCCUACCGAUGACCCUGCGACUUUUACCCUGGUUGGGCAGAAUUCGAUAUCUGCUACGGCUGUUCGUCCCCACGUUGUCAACAUUCCUGCUGGAGAACAGAUUGAAGUUGAAGCUGGUGACAGAAUAGGUGUAUAUAAUCCGUAUGAGCGAGCGGGGAUAACCUAUGACACGAACCGUGCCCAAGGUGAAGGCAGCCUUAAACUGGCCUCAAACGUGUGGUACGUCAGCGAUUUCGUUAUCAACAAUGACUACGAGUUCAAAGAAAGCAGCCCGUUGAGGAUCAUGUCUUUCAGAGCUAUCCUCGGACCCAAAUAGUGAAAGAUUCGUCUGACAUGUAUGUGUACGAACAAAGAAAGACCUCCGACUGCGUCCGAAAUCGAACACGACCCGUCCACAACUGAACAAGUUUCGAAAUUAUGUUUUCUUUUCCUACUAUCAGUUAGGAUAUAUAAUUACCGCUAUGAUGUGUGAUUUCGGGCAUAUUUAAACCCAUUAUACAAGAUAUCAUAGUUUUUAAUACUCUGAUAUCAGCAUUUAGUCCAGUCAAUGAAUGCAUACGAUGUAUAUUCUGUUAAGGAAUGUGUCGGAUUUUCAUGCAUUCUGAUUAAGCUGAGGCUAAUUUGAUGUUGCACUAUUUAUGUUGUUGAGUAUAGUGUUUUUCAAUGCCCUUGUUUUAUUUGUUUACUGUGGUUCUAAAUACUUAUGCAGCGAUAAAUAAACUUAAUGCAAGCAGA
Molecule: messenger RNA, 1097 nt
Organism: Haliotis rubra (blacklip abalone)
Lineage: Eukaryota; Metazoa; Mollusca; Gastropoda; Lepetellida; Haliotidae
Exons: 6
Coding region: 1-678 (225 amino acids)
Source: RefSeq, a predicted model, not a curated record